AUGCUAAUACCAAAGCUCAAGAGCAAUUGUCGUACGCUUUGUCGUUUUAUUCCCGGUGGUUUGACGAGUGUUUUGUUGUGCAGUCAAGUGAGACCGCUUGCCGUUUUGCCACCUGAAGGUCAUUUCCUGGUUGAAGUAUCUUCGACUAGGAAUCGGUGUAAUUCGACUGAAUGCUUAUUUAUGGAUGGGGAAAGUGUGCGCAGUGGACGAAGUGAAAAAAGUGACCGUUCUCGUCGAUCGAAACGCAUUCAGAAGACAAAUAAUGUUACACCGAACCAGUCUAUGUGCAUGUUUCAGGGACAGUUAAAGGGUGUACCUGCUUCUCCACAAAAACAACCCUUGAUUUGCGACCCGAAUAUGCAACCUAUCGACUCAUCUAUUCGCCCAUCUCAAAAUACUCUGAUGCCAGUUGUGCAGCAACCUCAUAUGAACAUGUUUCCUCAGCAAACAUUAGGUCUGCAGCAUCCCAACCCCCAUCCAUACACAUUAGAAACAUGGAUGCCCCCUUUAAUGCCGAUGAAUCCCAAUUUUUCCGCUUGUUCUCAAUCAAAUAUGUAUAUUUCCAACGCUCAAAGUUGGGCAGGUCAAGCCCCACCUCAGGCAUAUGCUCAGCAAAUGAUUCCUCAGUCAAUACCUACCCCUUUCACUCGACCUCCAAUUUGUGGAGGAGUACAGUCAAAUCAAAUCCAGCCGCAACAGCAACAGAGCGGUCACUUUAUUUCCACUGGACAACAACAUCCCUUAGCACAUAAUACUGCAUCUCAUAUUCCACCUUCUCAGAUACCUUCUCAACCAUCAUCACAAAUUCAUGAACCAUACCGAAGUGAGCGUUUUGAUUCCCAACUUGCUCAUCAAGAUGAAAAUGCCUGGGUUGAGGAAGCUACUGCUGUUACAGGAGCCACGAGCGAAACUGGAUUGAGCGGUGACAACUUCUCUCGGUUUGGAGCAAGGCUGUAA
Messenger RNA from Heterobilharzia americana, 957 nucleotides. Lineage: Eukaryota; Metazoa; Platyhelminthes; Trematoda; Strigeidida; Schistosomatidae. The record is from the annotation of a GenBank genome assembly.